Messenger RNA from Haliaeetus leucocephalus (bald eagle), 393 nucleotides. It is a transcript of the gene NRGN, whose product is annotated as neurogranin (protein kinase C substrate, RC3). Gene Ontology annotation, molecular function: calmodulin binding. The transcript is spliced from 2 exons. The record is from RefSeq and is a predicted model, not a curated record. Bases 160 to 381 code for a protein of 73 amino acids. Lineage: Eukaryota; Metazoa; Chordata; Aves; Accipitriformes; Accipitridae.
CUGGCAGGGGUGUAGGGCUGAUAGGCUCGCCCGGAGGAAAGCGCAUUACGUAGGCAAGCGGCUCCGCUCAACUUGCCACCUGCGCUGAGAGAGCUGCCGGGGAAGCGAGACCCUGCCGGAGCCCCUCGCCCAUCGCUGGCCACCCACCCGUCCUCCGCCAUGGACUGCUGCAACGAGGGAGCCUGCACAAAGCUGGACGAGGACAUCCUGGACAUCCCCUUGGACGAUCCCGACGCCAACGCGGCGGCCGCCAAGAUCCAGGCUAGUUUCCGUGGCCAUAUGACCCGCAAGAAGAUCAAAGGGGGUGAGAUCGAUCGGAAAACCAAGGACGCCGAGUGCGCCAACAGCACCCGCGGCAGCGACCUCCGCAACGGCGACUAGGUAUGCCCCAAA